Molecule: messenger RNA, 483 nt
Organism: Pieris macdunnoughi
Lineage: Eukaryota; Metazoa; Arthropoda; Insecta; Lepidoptera; Pieridae
Source: the annotation of a GenBank genome assembly
AUGUCGGUCAUAAAGAACAAUAUUCAGGACUUGCACGUAAGACGUACAAGUGUUGCAGAUUUAUGUGCAGCAGAGUGUGUAAUGGAAAACGGUGUUACCUUAAUCAUGGCAGUCAUAUAUGUCUCACCAAAUAACAAAUUAAUAGAUAUUCAGGAGUUCAUUCAUCGAGCACUGCUAGAGUAUUCGAAAGAUGUAUCUCGAACGCUUAGCAGAUACAACAAAAAUUUAGAUAAAGUUCCACUCAUUUUAGCCGGUGAUUUUAACAUCAACUUCAGUAAUGAAAAAUCAAAACCAUUGCUACAGUUUCUAGAGGAAGAAUUUGAUUUAAGAAUUAACAAUAAUCCAGCAGAAUCAACAACAAAAUAUAAUACUACCAUUGAUGCAGUUUUUUCAAGACAUUUAAAUAAAAUAGAAUCCCAAACAUAUGUUUCCUACUUCAGUUACCACAAGCCAAUUAUUACGAAAAUUGAGCCUACUGACUAA